CCCCGCUAUUCGCAAAUGGACCUUCAGUGUUGCCAUGGCAGGAUGACGGGGAGGAUGUGCCGCUCUGCCCGGGGCGUGUGCACAUGUGUGUUUCUUCUCUUCCUGACACACGUGGUGGCGCAACACACCUGUAGACACGUGCACCCCACACCUGAUGAGGUUAUAUUGGACGUCCCCCUUGAGUCACCCCACCUCAUUAGAAAACGGAGUUUGGACCAACCACUCAGGAUUAAACUGUAUUAUGAUGAAAGCGUCUAUGCACUCUCAGAAGAAAAAUAUCAGCUGAUUCAUGAAGUCGUUAUGCCCACUGCUGUUAACUACUGGGAGGCCGCUCUGAUGGUUAGGAAGACAGAAAAUGUAAUUAGACUGAACAGACGCUGUGAGAAAAAUCAGGUGUUUUUGUUGAAAGGGGAGCCACAUCCGUAUUGCAAGAGCAGGUGUGAGGAUGUGACCAUGUGUGGAGAGGUGCAGGUCCCCGAGGAACACCUGCAUGCGUGUCGGGUGUGCAAUACGCUGGGGGACAACUGCAGGGUGGUGGCCCGGGAGGUGGGGGACGGGAUACCAAACGCAGAUUUUGUCUUCUAUAUCUCUGCGCUGGAGACUGAGAGGUGCCGCAGGGGUCACACUGUGGCCUACGCUGCUCACUGUCAACAGGAGGCCGCGCUGGACAGACCCAUCGCAGGACACGCCAACCUGUGCCCGGCAGCCAUCAGCACCAAGGCACAGGAGCUGGAGACGCUGAUAUCCACAGUUAAACAUGAAAUCCUUCACGCCCUGGGGUUCUCCAUCUCUCUGUACGCCUUCUACAGGGACGACCAGGGCCGCCCCCUCACCAACCGGACAGAGAACGGCAAGCCGGCGCUGAACGAGGCGCUGCAGGCGAGGCAGUGGAGCGACCGGGUCAUCCAGAGGGUCGUUCGGGUCGACUGGCAAGUGAGGGAUGGCAGAAGUGUUAAGGAAAUGAACAUGGUCGUUACACCGCGGGUCAGGGAAGAGGUUCGUCGCCACUUUGACUGCCCUGAGCUGGAGGGGGCCGAGCUAGAAGACCAAGGGCAUGAGGGUACAGCCCUGACUCACUGGGAGAAGAGAGUGUUUGAGAACGAGGCGAUGACGGGCACCCACACGCAGAACCCAGCCUACUCCCGCAUCACCCUGGCAUUAAUGGAGGACACAGGCUGGUACAGAGCUAAUUAUCACCUUGCCCAGCCCUUGAAGUGGGGUCAUCAUUUGGGCUGUACGUUUGCAAUGAGGAGCUGCAAGGAGUAUAUGGAGGAACAGACAAGAAGAGGGAAGAGUAUUCAUCCGUUUUGUGACAAAGUGAAGAGGGACCCGCUGGAGACUGACUGUACUGAAGAUAGGAGCUCUGUGGCCCUCUGUAACCUCGUAGAACACAAGAAUCUACUUCCUAGGCACUAUCAGAAUUUUGGGUCCAUUCCACACGUAUCGUCAAGUCGCGUUGGUUUCUAUGGGGGUUCCGUGGCCCUCGCUGACUACUGCCCCUACAUACAAGAAUUUACGUGGAAGAACAAUGAUGUGGUUAUUCGAGGGUCCCACUGCCAGUACAGCGAGAAUAAUCCAGAUUCAGAGAAGAAUUUUGCUCUAGAGGCGUACACGGAAGAGAGCAGGUGUUUCAAUCAACAGAGAGAGUGGGUGGAGAGAACCUGCGGGCAUCUACGUCAAUGGCAACACUGGGGCUCCGGGUGUUACCAAUACCUGUGUGUGGAUGGCCGGCUGCAUCUCACUAUUGCCAACCACACGUAUACAUGCUAUCACGCUGGGCAGAUUAUCAAUAUAUCUAUUUUUCACAACGGUUGGCUUCACGAGGGAGCCGUGGUCUGCCCGCCUUGUAGUGAACUGUGUGAGGAACAGAACAUGGUGUGCCGCAAGGGGCGUAACCCUCCCCAGUCUGCAGAGUAUUACAGGGACGAGCUGGUGUGCAAGGGCGUGCCUCUCCCCCCCCUUAGUAACAUCUCCCUCUCUCUCUCCCUUUUAUUCUCCCUUUUAUUAUAUUUCUUGCCGUCUUUUGUUUGACAUUUAUUUAAUUAGUUUUUUUUAUAUAUUUUUUUUUGUUUCGUUCGUUUUGUGUGUGCGUGUGUGUGUGUGUUUGUUUUGAAUUGUAAGAAUUUAACGAUUUUUUUUUUUGGUCUCGCGGUCUCUCUCUCUCUCUCUCUCUCUCUCUCUCUCUCUCUCUCUCUCUCUCUCUC
Molecule: messenger RNA, 2204 nt
Organism: Scylla paramamosain (green mud crab)
Lineage: Eukaryota; Metazoa; Arthropoda; Malacostraca; Decapoda; Portunidae
Gene: Invadolysin
Product: leishmanolysin-like peptidase
Biological process (GO): cell adhesion; proteolysis
Cellular component (GO): cytoplasm; membrane
Molecular function (GO): metalloendopeptidase activity
Source: RefSeq, a predicted model, not a curated record